CGCCCCUCCCUCCCGGCAGCCCCAGCCCCGGCGAGCACCCAGCUAGCCGCCUCCUGCAGGGGCUCGGGAGAGCAAUUCGGCGGCCCCGGCAGGGCAGCUGAAGCCAUGGAAGCCUCCGCAGGUCGCUGAUCAGGGCCAGGCGGCUGCAGCAGCGACUGCAGAGGCGCUGCGCCAAGCCGGGCCAGAGUGGUGCCAGCCGGCGGGGCUGCGGAGGGCGAGUGGACUCAGGGUUGUUGAGAGGAGUCAAUGGCAUAAUACGGGAAGCCCCGAACCACGCGCCAACUGGGAAGGUGAUGGUCGGCGAGACCAGCCCAUCCUAAUUUGGGGUUCCUGGUCCUGCUCCAGGAGUCCUACAGCCUGCAGCCCCUACCAGAGAGGGAGGACUGAACAGCAAGGGGGUGUGUGGGUCUGAGUAUCAGGGUCCUGGGGAAGAAACAGGCCUGGCUCGUAGAGUAGAAGACUCGGUGCUGGCAGUCAGGAGGCCCUGCUCCUGAAGCCUCUGUGACCUUGGGCACGGCCUUCACUCUGUCUGGGGCACAUUCACUCAUCCGGAGAACACAGGGUUGGACUGAUUAUUUUUAGCCACUCCUGACCGUUGUGGUUUUAAGUUGGGUGGUGGGAACCUGUGCACCAGCCCCAUUCAAUUCAUUGGUGGAGGCAGCCGUGGCCUGCCAGGCCCUCACUCCUGGGGUGUCCUGCCGAAGGGUGAGAAGAGAAGCCAUGCCGGGCAGCGGUCCCAGCGACAGGAUGACGUGGCCUGGCCCGGCCCUUUCUGCGGGCCCCCCAACCCGCCCUCUCUCCUCAGCCCCCGGGAUACCGCCCAUCCCACCCCUUACUCGGACCCGCAGCCUCAUGGCCAUGUCCCUGCCGGGAAGUAGACGGACCUCUGCCGGAUCCCGCAGCGGGGGCACUUUGGGCCGCAGCGGCCUGGCAGUGUUCGCCCAGUGUCCGCAGCUGCCCGCCAGCCAGAACGAGCACCUGCCUCUUCUUCCUGCCUCCAGGCGCACCUCUCCACCUGUGAGCGUGCGGGAUGCCUACGGCACCUCUUCGCUCAGCAGCAGCAGCAAUUCCGGCUCCUACAAGGGCAGUGACAGCAGUCCCACACCAAGGCGCUCCAUGAAAUACACGCUGUGCAGUGACAACCAUGGCAUCAAACCCCCGACCCCGGAGCAGUACCUGACCCCCCUGCAGCAGAAGGAGGUGUGCAUCCGGCACCUGAAAGCCCGGCUGAAGGACACGCAGGACCGGCUCCAGGACCGGGACACAGAGAUUGAUGACCUGAAGACGCAGCUGUCACGCAUGCAGGAGGACUGGAUUGAGGAGGAGUGCCACCGCGUGGAGGCCCAGCUGGCCCUGAAGGAGGCCCGAAAGGAGAUCAAGCAGCUCAAGCAGGUCAUCGACACUGUCAAGAACAACCUGAUUGACAAGGACAAGGGGCUGCAGAAGUACUUCGUGGACAUCAACAUCCAGAACAAGAAGCUGGAGACGCUGCUGCACAGCAUGGAGGUGGCUCAGAAUGGCAUGGCCAAGGAGGAUGGCACUGGGGAGUCAGCCGGUGGGUCCCCUGCCCGCUCCCUCACCCGCAGCUCCACCUACACCAAGCUGAGUGACCCGGCUGUCUGUGGUGACCGCCAGCCGGGUGAUCCCUCCAGCGGCUCUGCUGAGGAUGGGGCAGACAGUGGCUUUGCGGCAGCCGAUGACACACUGAGCCGGACGGACGCGCUGGAGGCCAGCAGCCUGCUGUCAUCGGGGGUGGACUGUGGCACCGAGGAGACCUCGCUGCACAGCUCCUUCGGCCUGGGCCCCCGCUUCCCCGCCAGCAACACCUAUGAGAAGCUGCUGUGUGGCAUGGAGGCUGGUGUGCAGGCCAGCUGCAUGCAGGAGCGUGCCAUCCAGACAGACUUCGUGCAGUACCAGCCUGACCUUGACACCAUCCUGGAGAAAGUGACCCAGGCCCAGGUCUGUGGGACAGACCCUGAGUCAGGGGACAGGUGCCCAGAGCUGGAUGCCCACCCUCCAGGGCCCAGAGACCCCAACUCAGCAGUGGUGGUGACAGUGGGUGAUGAGCUAGAGGCCCCAGAGCCCAUCACCCGCGGACCCACCCCACAGCGGCCUGGUGCCAACCCCAACCCUGGCCAGUCGGUGAGUGUGGUGUGCCCCAUGGAGGAGGAGGAGGAGGCUGCCGUGGCUGAGAAGGAGCCCAAGAGCUACUGGAGCCGCCACUACAUCGUGGAUCUGCUGGCUGUGGUGGUGCCGGCCGUGCCCACAGUGGCCUGGCUUUGCCGCUCCCAGCGGCGCCAGGGCCAGCCCAUCUACAACAUCAGCUCCCUGCUGCGGGGCUGCUGCACUGUGGCCUUGCACUCCAUCCGCAGGAUCAGCUGCCGCUCGCUGAGUCCCAGCCCGGCGGGCGGCGGCUCCCAGCUCUGAGGGGGCCCAUUCCGGCAGCGGCGCCUGCGGCCUGACCACUGAUUGUAGGGAUGCUGUUCCCCCCUCCCUUCUCCCAUGGGCAUCAUCUUAUUUAUUUAGUUUUGGGUGUGGAACUGUUUCUUUUUUUCAAGAUGUUAAAACAGUCUUGUGGCAGGAGCAGGGGUUGGAGAAAGGCAUCCCAAAGCUUCGAUGGAGAGCAGGGAAGGGGGACCCAAGGCAGGAGGCACACCAGCUGGACAAAUUGCAGGGAGGGGAGGGAGCGAGGGCCAACCCAGCCCCUCUGUCCCCCUGGCCCUUCAGACAGGGCCAGCCCUGCUCAGGAAGUCUCUGGCUGUCUUCAUCUGGGGAAGCCGGGCUUGAGUUGCCCACAGGCCCCUGCCCUGCACCAUCCUGUCCAGUGCCCUGCUCACUCCAUGGCGUCUCUUCCAAGCCACCUUGCCCGCAGCCCAGGCUCCUGGGCCAGCGCUCUCUCCUCAAAUGGAGGCAGCCAUGGCCUGAAGGGCAGAUCACUGACCCAGGGCUCAGAGCAGAGGCCAGAACCACUGGGCUGGCCGGCAUUCCAGCCUCCCCAGACUGCUCCCCACCUUGGGACUCAGGAGCUCAGUCAAGGCCACAGGCUGGAGGAGAGACAGGGCUGGGCGCAAGGUGGCGGAGGGCAGUGUGGGUUCUGUGUCUGUCUGUUCAUCCCAGGCCUUCCCGUCAUCCCUUUCCUCUUGGCACUUCUGGGUGUGUCAGUCAUUAUUCCUGUGAGGUAGCUAAGCCCGGCAAGCUCAGUGCUGGGGUAGGAGGGCCUGCCUGUGUCCCAGCUCCCAGCUGGAGAAUCCACCAGCACAAGAAGAGGAGGCAGGGGCAGAAGCCCAAGGGGGCUCCCCCAGCCUUCCAAGGUGAGGCCAUCUCAUCUGCAGGCUGGGAGGCAGGGCUGGACUCAGGAACCCACAGCUUACUGAAAAAGCCAGAGGCCAUGACUGCCCCCAUAAACUUGCCCCGAGUUUCUCUGGGGCCCUCGGGCCCAACUUCUGCUUUGCACUAUGUUCACUUUGGGGUUGGUUCUCAGCCAUCCAAGGGUCUCCAGUGAGGUGGCUGCUUGCUGUCUGAGAUAAAGGUUCCUAAACCUUAAACCUCUCUUUCCUCUGGAGGAGGGUGGGGGAUUCUGGCAGGAUGAAUCGCAGGAUGGCGCGUACUGAAGCCACGAUGUUCAUCCAGGCCAAAGCAGGGUGUCCUGGGAUAGGUUUCCCAGGCAGGGGCAUGGCAGAGCAGGCAGGUGCCCUGCAGCCUCCCUACUCCCAGCCCAAGGCCAGUCGGCCUGGGAAGUUCACUGCCCCAACUCUUUUCCCGGGACCAUACUGAGUCCCCCAGCCACGCUGCUGACAUUCUUAUUACCAUUAUUAUUUUACCAAGUAAACUCACUCCUCUUCCCCCACAGGGGUUACACCCAUCUGGUUGUCCCACCCACUCUUCAGAGGCUAGGCUCCACCUCUGGGGGGUUGGAGGGACCCUGUGUCUUACUCGCCCCUCUGGCCUAAGGGCCACUCUGGUUCUCUGCCAAGGUUGCUUGCCCUCACCCCAAUGCUCCAACAGCCAUUGCCUAACUCAUGGGCUCUGCCCUUUUGCUUGGUGCCCUCCACGCGAGGCGGGGCACCUGCAUGCACUGGGAGGGGGCGGCUGGCCCAGCCCUCGGGGCAGGAGCCUCCUCUGCCACACGCUUGGUGCCUCCAAAGCUCCCCCGGCCUUGGUCAGGGCCUCAGACCAGCCAACCUUUGUGGAAUAUGCCCCAGCCCAGCCAAACCAAACCCAGAUGCCUGAGGCCUGGCUGGGGCUGCCCCCGCAGGACACUGUGGCCAUGCCAUGGAGGGGGCAGUGGAAAAAACCAAUCCAAAGCCAAGCCGGGACUGGCCGCGGACCCAGCCUCCUGUGCCGUGCACUCAUGGAGCUGCGUAGUCUCCUUAGACAUAGUCAAAGCUUUGCCGAGAAAAGAAAUGUAUGAACUAUAUUUGACAACAUAAAAUCUCUCUAUUUUUCACCACUGGAAUUUAGUCAAGCUUCAAGCCCCUCUGCUCCUGUCUGUGUCUUGCGUCUGUGGCCUUCCUAUUGUGUCUUGUGUUUUGGUGGAUGUGACGGCUGGGGCCACAGUCUACUCUCUCUCUGCUGCUAGAGAAGCCACCUGUGGAGGAGUGGGCUGUGGUUGGGCCUGAGGCCUGUGGAGGAGGUGAGUGUAGCCAGCAGCAGCCCUCUACUCCUGUUCUGGCCUGAGACCACCAGUGUGGGUCAUGAGGGCCCUGGCCCACAGUGUUGAGGGUCCUCUCUUUCGGGGGUUCUCCUGGGGCCUUCGAUGGGCUUUUCUUCUUGUCAGUGGAGGGAGCAGCUCCCCACUCAGCCCUGGGACAGGCCCUGGGACUGUGGUGGCCAGUGGCCCUGGCCCAGCUCUGGAGUGCGUGUGUGUGUGCUCAGAUCACGCAUCUAUGCAAAGGUGCAGGCUGCCUGUGCAGCUCCAGGUGGUGGAGGUGCGGCAGCUGCUGCUCAGGUGCCAUGCCCUGAAGAGGCAGGGUACAGAUGGGGUUGGGAGGGCAAAGAUGGGGCGGGGCGUCCCCCUGAGAGAGCUCACCCUCCACAGCGACCCUUUUCCUUCCUGCCUAAUACCUCCUCCCGUUGGGCUGCGACCUUUUCCUCCUGCCCUCAGCCUCUGAAACAGAAACCGUUGGGGCCUCCCCAUUCCCCAGCGUCUGGCCAGAGCUGAUGAGGUCCUGAGGAACAGUGUCUCCAGGAACCACCUUCUGGAGCCUAGUGGCCAGAAGUGGCUUCUCCUGAGUUCUAGGGCUCGGGCCAGAGUGGCCCUACUGCCCGGCCAGUCCAGGCUCAGGCAGGAAUCGGACGCUGGGGCCUGGGCUCUGCACAGAGAGCUGGGCUUGAGUGGAGUUUAUUGUAGAUUUCUCCCAAGGGGAUCACUUAGCUUCUCACUGACACACCCUUCCCAAUUGCCACAAGCGCAGGCGUAUCUUACAGCACUUUGGGGAGGGGUGGGACAAACUGCAAGGUUCUGGGGCCAAGGCCUACCCAGGGGCCUCUGCCCAGAGAACUCACAACCCCCUCUCUGACCUAGGGGACAAUGCAAACGGGUCACAGUGCAUUCCCAUAUUAGGCCAUCCCCUUCACAAAGAAUUCAGGGGAUGUGGGAAGUGGGGAGGCGGGGAGGGAUCUUGACUCUUGUCUCCUUUGUCCUUUUGUUCAGACAGAGUUGUACCUGCAGCAGACAACUCUGAAUUAAAGCAUGAAAACACA
This is a messenger RNA of Pongo pygmaeus (Bornean orangutan), 5703 nucleotides long. RefSeq names its product syntaphilin (gene SNPH). Gene Ontology annotation, cellular component: cytoplasmic microtubule; mitochondrion. The coding region runs from base 721 to 2427 and encodes 568 amino acids. Gene Ontology annotation, biological process: neuron differentiation. NCBI's taxonomy places the organism in Eukaryota, Metazoa, Chordata, Mammalia, Primates, Hominidae. The transcript has 7 exons. The record is from RefSeq and is a predicted model, not a curated record.